UAUAUGGAAUGAAAUCGAGCGCACCUUGCAUCGAAAUGAUUUAAUCGAAAUCUAAUGGGGCCAAGCAGAAGAGAAAUAUGGGAAAACAUGAAAUGUGAGAAGAUUCGAUUCCCCUGAUCCUCGGUUUUCUGAGCAGGGCUGGCGUUCCUUCUUCAAGGUGUUGAAACCUGACUUACAAUGGAAAAACUGCUGGUCUGUCUGUUCGUCCUUGGAAUGGCAGUGAAGGCCCAUACGUGUCCAAAGCGCUGUGUGUGUCAAGUGUUAUCGCCCAACCUUGCCACCCUCUGUGCCAAAAAAGGGCUCCUUUUCGUCCCGCCAAACAUCGACCGCAACACCGUGGAACUCCGCCUGGCCGACAACUUCGUCACCAGCAUCAAGCGGAAAGACUUUGCCAACAUGACGCGGCUGGUGGACCUGACGCUGUCGCGGAACACCAUCAGCUACAUCACGCCGCACGCGUUCGCCGACCUGGAGAACCUGCGCGCGCUCCACCUCAACAGCAACCGGCUGACGCGCAUCGCCAACGACACCUUCAGCGGCAUGUCCAAGCUGCACCACCUCAUCCUCAACAACAACCAGCUCAUGAUCAUCAGCCUCGGCGCCUUCAACGACCUCCUGGCCCUGGAGGAGCUCGACCUCUCCUACAACAACCUGGAGUCCAUCCCCUGGGAGGCCAUCCAGCGCAUGACCAGCCUCCACACGCUCAGCCUGGACCACAACAUGAUCGACUACAUCCCCGAGGGCACCUUCUCGCUGCUGCAGAAGCUCAACCGGCUGGACGUGACGUCCAACAAGCUCCAGAAGCUGCCGCCGGACCCGCUCUUCCAGCGGGCGCAGGUGCUGGCCACGUCGGGCAUCAUCGGGCCCACGUCCUUCGCGCUCAGCUUCGGCGGCAACCCGCUGCACUGCAACUGCGAGCUGCUGUGGCUGCGGCGGCUGCAGCGCGAGGACGACCUGGAGACGUGCGCCUCGCCGCCGCAGCUCUCCGGCCGCUACUACUGGUCCAUUCCCGAGGAGGAGUUCCUGUGCGAGCCGCCGCUCAUCACCAGCUACUCGCCGGAGACGCGCGUGCUGGAGGGCCAGCAGGUGGCGCUGCGCUGCAAGGCGCGCGGAGACCCGGCGCCCGCCAUCCACUGGAUCUCGCCCGAGAGCAAGCUGGUGUCCAACACGUCGCGCACCGUCGUCUACGCCAACGGCACGCUGCACAUCACCAUCACCACCGUCAAGGACACGGGCAAGUUCACGUGCAUCUCCACCAACCCGGCGGGCGAGGCCCAGCAGACGGUGGAGCUGACCAUCAUCAAGCUGCCGCACAUCACCAACAGCACCAACAACAUCCAGGAGACCGACCCCGGCUCCUCGGACAUCUCCACGUCCACCCGGGCCGGCGCCAACGGCAGCAACCAGACCGCCGACGUCAAGACCAGCCCGGACAAGCGCGUGGUCAUCGCCGAGGCCACGUCCUCCACGGCGCUCAUCAAGUUCAACUUCCAGAGGAAUAUCCCCGGGAUCCGCAUGUUCCAGAUCCAGUACAACGGCACCUACGAUGACUCUCUGGUUUACAGAAUGAUUCCUCCCACGAGCAAAAACUUCCUGGUGAACAACCUGGCGGCCGGCACGCAGUACGACCUGUGCGUGCUGGCCAUCUACGACGACGGCAUCACCUCGCUGACCGCCACGCGCGUGGUGGGCUGCGUGCAGUUCACCACCGAGUCCGAGUACAUGCGCUGCCACUUCAUGCAGUCGCAGUUCCUGGGCGGCACCAUGAUCAUCAUCAUCGGCGGCAUCAUCGUGGCCUCCGUGCUGGUCUUCAUCAUCAUCCUCAUGAUCCGCUACAAGGUGUGCAACUCCAGCGACUCGGCCAAGGGCGGCCGCAUGGUCACCACCAACGUCCACUCGCAGACCAACGGCGCGCAGUCGCAGGGCUGCACCGUCACGCCGUCCGUCUCCAAGCAGACCAUGGCGUCCGGGAAGGACGGAGGAGGAGGCGACGGAGGAGGAUCCGGGGGCAGUCAGAAGGGGCCUCCGCCGGACACGCUGACCCACUCGUCGGAGACGAGCAUGUCUCUGGCCGAGUGCUCCACGGCUACCUCGCAGCUCAGCCAGGGCUGGACCACCACGGGCACGUCGUCGGGCACGCUCAAGAGCAAGCGCAAGGGCGCCGCGCCCAAGCCCGCCACCGGAGGAGGAGGAGGAGGAGGAGGAGCCGCCACCCCCGGGUCAGCCUCGUCCGGCGCGGCCACCUCCGCCUCCGCCGCCAAGAGCCCGGAGCCCCGGGUGGAGGCGCUGCUCAGCGCCGAGACGCAGCAGAACACCAACCGCAACAACUCCACUGCCCUGCAGCAGCCGCCGCCGCCGCCGCCCCCCAUGAUGGCGCCCCCGGUGGCGGGCGGGGGAUCCGCGGCCCUGCACCCCCCCGUGCGUUUCAAGGACACGCCCAUCCUGCGCAGGGUCCACCCGCGGGUACCCUCCGCCUCCAAAUACCUGACUCUUCCCGUGGAGGGCCCGCGCUCCAAGCGCCGGCUGUCGCUCAACGAGGACCUGUCCAAGCACCACUGCUUCGUGGCCUCGGCCAAGCUGGGCAGCGUCUGGUCGGCCAAACGGAGCCUGUCCAUGAACGGCAUGCUGCUGCAGCAGGACGUGGAGGGAGGCAAGGCCACGUACUCCAGCGCAGAGUGGAUUCUUGAAAGCACUGUGUGAAUGUAACACGAGGGGGGGGGGCCGAGUGACCCGUGUGUAUGUCACUCCUGUUUAUGUAUGUACGUGUGUGUGUGUGUGUGUGUGUGUGUUGCUAUGAAAAUAAGUGUGUGUAUGUAUGUGUGUGUGUGGGCGUGUAAGUGUGUGUGUUUGUGAGUGUGUGUGUGUGCUGUGUUUUGCAUCAUUUUUAUUUCCCCCUUUCCCUUCAAAGGAUUUAUUUGUCUACUUUUUGUGUCUUUUUUUAUUUUCAUGAAGAACAACAGACAGUCGGAAGAGGCCUGACUAAUCAAACGCAUCUCUUUUUUUCAGCUUUUCUUUUUUUUUUUUUUUGCGUUGGGAUCACCUUCUCUACCGGGCGCUGUUGCCACCGUUCAGUAGCCUUGGCACUUUUCACAAUCACCUCCAUUUCAAAACCAAUGACCGGAGAAAAAGAAACGCUUUCACAUUUUCUGUACUUAGACUUUCCAUACUUACCUUGGCAAGAGAGAGAGAGAAAAAAAAAAGCAUUGGUGCCUUCCUUUGCAUAACAGUUGUCCUCUUGCCAAGCACCAACCAAGAAAUGAGUUUCGCACAGAUCAAGAAAUGUGGUAUCAAGAGGAACCAGAAAGAUUUCACAAAAAGCCUUUCUACUCAAGGAAAUAAACAUUUCCUUCAUACUAUAAUGACACAAACAGACACACAAUUACAAAAAAAAAAAGAACGAUUAUCAAAGGACUUAUUACAGGACCUGUUAUUAAAUUCAUAUUUUUUAAAGAAAAAAAAAGUAUUCUUUUCGGUGAUGUUGAUACUGCCUUUGUUUAAAGGCUAUAAA
Molecule: messenger RNA, 3508 nt
Organism: Sardina pilchardus (European sardine)
Lineage: Eukaryota; Metazoa; Chordata; Actinopteri; Clupeiformes; Clupeidae
Gene: lrfn5a
Product: leucine rich repeat and fibronectin type III domain containing 5a
Exons: 3
Coding region: 178-2700 (840 amino acids)
Molecular function (GO): protein binding
Source: RefSeq, a predicted model, not a curated record